This is a messenger RNA of Penicillium roqueforti, 957 nucleotides long. RefSeq lists its product as uncharacterized. The coding region runs from base 1 to 957 and encodes 318 amino acids. The record is from RefSeq and is a predicted model, not a curated record. NCBI's taxonomy places the organism in Eukaryota, Fungi, Ascomycota, Eurotiomycetes, Eurotiales, Aspergillaceae. Gene Ontology annotation, biological process: malate transmembrane transport; mitochondrial transport; phosphate ion transmembrane transport. Gene Ontology annotation, molecular function: antiporter activity; malate transmembrane transporter activity; sulfate transmembrane transporter activity. Gene Ontology annotation, cellular component: mitochondrial membrane. The transcript has 4 exons.
AUGGCAGACAGCGGCAAGAUGUUGGAGGUUCCUCCUCACUCCCGAGUCGUGCCCGUUCAGCCCGCGCAGUCAAAGCCGAAGCAGGUGCAUUACCCGUUUUGGUUUGGAGGUUCGGCCUCCUGUUUCGCGGCGGCCGUAACGCACCCCUUGGAUUUAGUCAAGGUCCGGUUACAGACUCGUGCGCCCGAUGGACCAAAGAAUAUGGUUGGGACGUUUGUGCACAUCCUGAAGCACAAUGGCGUCACGGGGUUAUAUAGUGGUUUGUCAGCCGCAAUGCUGCGUCAGAUCACAUACUCCACGACGCGUUUCGGUAUCUACGAAGAAUUGAAGUCACGCAUUAGCCCGCCCACCUCAGACCCAGCCGCCGCACCAGGCCUGCUUACUCUCAUCGGCAUUGCCUCUGCUUCCGGAUUCAUCGGUGGCAUAGCAGGCAACCCGGCCGAUGUGAUGAAUGUGCGCAUGCAACACGACGCGUCCCUCCCUCCCGCCCAGCGACGAAACUACCGAAACGCAAUCCAUGGGCUCAUCCAGAUGACCCGGACAGAGGGAUUUGGUUCUCUCUUCCGCGGAGUAUGGCCUAACUCAACCCGCGCGAUCCUUAUGACUACCUCGCAGCUAGCUACUUACGACACCUUCAAGGGUCUUUGUAUGGAGAAAGCCGGCAUGGCUGAUAAUCUAGGCACACACUUCACAGCCUCGUUCAUGGCGGGAUUCGUUGCUACCACUGCCUGCAGCCCCGUGGACGUGAUCAAGACUCGUAUUAUGACGGCUUCUCAUGCGGAUAGCGGUGGUCAUACUAUCGUCGGUCUCCUGCGUGAUAUUUGCCGUAAGGAAGGCCUUGGAUGGACUUUCCGUGGCUGGGUACCUAGCUUCAUCCGCCUUGGUCCCCAUACAAUUGCCACUUUCCUCUUCCUCGAAGAGCAUAAGAAACUCUACCGCAAGCUGAAGGGCAUUUAA